This is a messenger RNA of Wyeomyia smithii (pitcher-plant mosquito), 2150 nucleotides long. RefSeq lists its product as uncharacterized. The transcript has 3 exons. NCBI's taxonomy places the organism in Eukaryota, Metazoa, Arthropoda, Insecta, Diptera, Culicidae. The record is from RefSeq and is a predicted model, not a curated record. Bases 497 to 1066 code for a protein of 189 amino acids.
UUUAAAUAUGCAGAUAAGUUUUCCUGUCUAAAAACGGAAAUAAAUCGGCAUGCAUGGCUAAGCCUAAGCUUAAAUUAUCCAAAUUCUUUGAAUAUCUCCAGCUCAAAAGCUUUCUUUGCCUCAAAGUUCUAAUAUUUGAAUAGAACCUGAUUGUUUUUUCUCAAUAGGGUACUAAAGCCCUAUUCUGUUUUUGGUCUUAAGUGAUAAAGCGUGUCUAAUAAAUACAUGAGGCAUUUUUAAUUUCAUGUUUUCAAGGGUUAUUUGCGAAAAAAAAAACGAGUUUCAAUUUUUUAAAUAUUACAAAAAUUCAACACAAUUUCACGGCAACCCUGCACAGUGAAAAUAUCGGAAAUCGAAAAAUUGUUCAAAAGCAAACCAAGCAACCAUCGUUGUUGUUGCUGUCUAUUUUUCUUUAUGUUGAUGUUACCGAAACUUUUUCAUGUUUACAUUGGUGGAAGAAUAGUGUUAAAAGUCGAAAAAUGACCUGUGCAGUAGUAUGCUGCAAGCGGACAAAAAAACUAUCACCGGAUAUACAUUUUUUCCCGGUUCCGAAGAAUGGCGAUGCGUCGAAAAUCCCAUGCCAAAGCUAAUGAAAACCAGAAGAAUGUUUGUUUGUGAUAAUCAUUUUGAGCCGGGUGAUUAUCGAAGCGUUAUUGUGAAACCAGCGAAAAUAAAACAACGUUUUCAAUUGUAUCCAGACAUUCUGCCUCACAAAAACUUGCCGGUUGAAUCUUGCGGCGUCAGAUAUUCGUACUUGGACAGAGAAAAUGAUCCACUUGCAUAUGAUGAAUCAGCAGUCUCAAGUCUUGAAUGCACGGCAAAUAAUAGCAAAUCUCUCGAUAGGUCUACAGCCAAUAUUGAACCGUUUGACUAUUCACAGCCCCCAAAACGAUCCAAGUUAAACGAGAUCAGUUCCAAGGAAAACGUCGAACCUCACGAUCAGCGAAUCUGCAAGCAGGGCUUGGUUGAUCGAAGUGUUGCAACAGAGGCUUUGCUUCAAGCGUCCGUAUCUGUGCAAUGUGCCAUUUUGACGGAAACUAAAGCAACACAGACGAAAUUUCAUUAAACCUCAUCCAAAACUCUUCCACCAUAUUUAGAUGUCCAAAGUUCAGCUGGAUCCACUGUGCAGUCAAGUGAAAAAUCCUGUGAAAGCGAGUAUUUGCCUAGCGCAGACAGCUUAAAUGAGUUUAAAGCUGAAGUUUCUUUUAAAGAAGUUUUUUGUCAAAUUGAAACGUUUGUUAGGACAAAAUCUACCAAUUAUUUAGGCAUUUCAAACGAAAACCUUUUCAUUUUAGAUGCGUUAUCAGUCACUACUGGCAUAAGUAAGAGAGAUAUAAUGUUAGUUUUUCGAAAAAUAAGAUUGAAUGAAUCAUAUGAGAUUUUGAGUGACACUGCGCGCGCGUUGGGCAAAUUUUUAAUGACUGUGUUCCUAAAAUCGCCAAAGAAAUGAACGAAAUAAUUUUCUGGCCUUCAGCCAGCGAGAUUAAAAAAUUUUUACCAGUUUCUUUUCUGAACAAAAAUUCUAGCGUUCAAAGCAUUAUCGACUGCUUUGAAGUGCAAAUUGAAAAACCGUUCGAUCCUGUUUUACAAUCAAUAACUUACUCAUCGUAUAAAUCAUGCAAUACGUUGAAGUUUUUGAUAUCUUGUACUCCUUGUGGUUUGGUUACAUUUUUAUCUAGAGCGUUUCCUGGACGUGCGAGUGACCAAAAAAUCGUUCGACGUUCUGGAUAUUUGAAAAUGAUUCAGCCCGGUGCAGGAGUACUUGCGGAUCGCGGUUUUAAAAAUGUGGCAUCAGAUGUUGCCAACUCUGGAGGAGUUCUUAUAAGACCACCCAGUGUAUCUAAUGAUGAACCGUUAUCUAGAGAUGAUUCAAUGUUAGCAAAAGAGAUCGCGAGUGUCAGGAUACACGUUGAGCGCCUUAUAAGAAGAUUUAGGGAGUUUAAAAUAUGCGCUCCACAUGCAGAACUACCUUCAACGUUGUUUGAUAAGGUUGAUGAUAUUGUUACAAUCAUAGGUGGAUCAGUUAACAUGCAAGGCAAGCUGAUAGGGUGAAAUAGAUUUUACUUGUAGUGGAUUAUGUUAGCAAUAUACGUUUUGAAAUACUAGUUACUCAAGAUAACUAAAAACUGCAAAGUAUUUAUUGUAAUUUU